AUGAACAAAAUUUACCACCUAAAGUUCUUAAAUCAAUUGGGUAGAAGAAUUUCGUUAAGGACAGGGGUCAAAAACGAGUCCCUAACUCUUAAACAAAAAGUCCAAUUUGAAAUCCUAAAGGGGAACUACAAAUUUAUUUUGGAUGGGAUUUUAUGUAUCAAAAACACGAAGCUAAAGGAGAAUUAUAUAAAGUCAAAUUAUGAAAAUGAUUUUGACCUUAAAAUAUUUUGUUUAGGAGCUAGACAAGCCUUUUUGUUAAUUUCAAAGUAUCUUUCACAAAAUAAGUAUGAUGAAUUAAAGCCUUAUGUUAGUCAAAAAUGUAUUGUAGAGUUAAAACAAAAAAAUACGAAUUUUGAUCAAGAAAUAAUUAAGGAGUUAGCUUGUAAUGAAGAAAAUAUAUAUCUAUCAUAUCCAUAUAAAGUUAUGUAUAAAGAGGAUCAGAAUGUUCUAAACUGUGAUAUAAAUGUAAUAUUUUGUAUCAUGAAAUUAAUAUAUGAAAAUAAAACACCAGUCAAAAAUAUGUUUGGUCAAUUAAAUUUAAGCUUCAAUCGUAAAUUCAAAUUAAAUCAAGUAACAGAAUGGAUAAUUAGCGAUAUAGAAAUAAAAAAAUUGGCAUAUUUUUGAAAAGAAGAAUUUUUUCUAAAUAUAAUUUAUAAAAUGAAUUAGCAUAUUAUCAUGAUUAUGUGUUUUGAAUCAAAUAAUAACAAAUAAAAUAAA
Molecule: messenger RNA, 717 nt
Organism: Gordionus sp. m RMFG-2023
Lineage: Eukaryota; Metazoa; Nematomorpha; Gordioida; Chordodea; Parachordodidae
Exons: 8
Coding region: 1-624 (207 amino acids)
Biological process (GO): protein insertion into mitochondrial inner membrane from matrix
Cellular component (GO): mitochondrial inner membrane
Molecular function (GO): ribosome binding
Source: RefSeq, a predicted model, not a curated record